AUGGCAGCGUGGCAUUUCCUCAAACAGUUAACGUGCAUAAUUGGCGCUCAUUCUCCCACCCUUUCCCGCCACCUCGUACACUACCCAUCGGUUGUUCCCAUUCUCUCCACCCAUCACAAAAUUGCAAGGUACCCAUGGCGUCCCCAUUUCCGUGUCAAUCUUCGUGCCUCAGUUACGAAUGCAAUGUUUUCCGCAGCUUCUUCGUCCCCAACUCUAUCGGACACGUCCUUGACUCCAACCGCUCCUUAUACUUCCGUUGUGAUUCACUGUCCUAAAGACACUGCAGACGUGCUUGCUGAAGCUCUUUUAUGCUUUGGUGCAAGUUCAGUUAGCAUGGAUCAAGAUGAUGUCUCUCAAAGUACCGAUGAGAUUUGCAUUAGUUCAAUAUUUCCUGAAGUUGAGGAUAUAAAUGUGAGCAUGUCACGUGCAGCUGAUUCUAUUGGUUUGAAGGAGAUACCCAGAUAUGAAGUUAAAAUUUAUGAGGAGGACGACUGGAUUAAGAGAUCUCAGGAAUCACUUCAUCCAGUUCAAGUUACUGAAGGGCUAUGGGUGGUGCCCCAGUGGUGUACUCCACUGGAUGUUCAAGCAAUAAAUAUAAUUGUAAAUCCUGGACUAGCCUUUGGAACAGGGGAACACAGCACUACCAAACUCUGUCUAUUACUCUUAAAUGGUUGUAUAAAAGGAGGGGAGCACAUUCUUGACUAUGGCACGGGAACUGGAAUUCUUGCUAUUGCAGCUCUCAAGUUGGGAGCUUCCUUUGCUGUUGGAGUUGAUAUAGAUUCAGAAGCAAUUGCAUCAGCAUCUCGGAACGCUUCCCUGAACAACAUCAGAGCAGACAAAAUGCAACUGCACUUGAUUACUAGCAAAAUCUCUUCAUCCUCCAAAGAUAACUCCACAUUUGGAGUUAUGGAGGGGGAAAACAUUUGUGAGGCACACACAGUCACCACUGACAGGGCUAAGUUUGAUGUGGUUGUUGCAAAUAUCCUCUUAAAUCCUUUAAUGGAUCUUGCUGAUGAAAUUAUAUCUUAUGCAAAACCUGGAGCUGUUGUUGGUCUCUCUGGCAUCUUAUCCGAGCAGGUCCAGUACAUCAUAGAAAGAUAUUCACCAUUCUUAGAAGACAUAGAAGUGUCCAAAAUGGAUGAAUGGGCCUGCGUGAGCGAAAAACGGGUGAAAAUGUAUAAUAUACGCAUAGAAUCUUCAGAAUUGUUCUUGAGCACUCUUCGAAAGCAUUCUCUUGGAAUAGAAGAGAUUGUCUUUGAAAGCUUAGAUGACUGA
Sphenostylis stenocarpa is the source of this 1275-nucleotide messenger RNA. The record is from the annotation of a GenBank genome assembly. NCBI's taxonomy places the organism in Eukaryota, Viridiplantae, Streptophyta, Magnoliopsida, Fabales, Fabaceae.